GUAACUUAUCUAUUCCGGAGCAUACUUGAUUCAACUCUUGGCUGUCUUGCAACAUCAAAGCUACAAGGUCGAAAGAGAUAUGAGAAAAUUGGUAAAGGUUAUUUUGCUGUUCAUUUUGACUGUAAACCACCACCAAGAGCCAAAAAAUGGAUGAUUAGUAAACUAGUGCAAGAAAUUUUUAAAAAAGAAUUUCUUGAAAAAA
Molecule: messenger RNA, 202 nt
Organism: Racocetra fulgida
Lineage: Eukaryota; Fungi; Glomeromycota; Glomeromycetes; Diversisporales; Gigasporaceae
Source: the annotation of a GenBank genome assembly